AUGACUUCGGAAACUGUCGCGCGACCCGCCCAACACAGUCUCCUUUUAUGGUGUGAACAUUACCCGUGUUCUUCUUUAACGUUCUUUCACCUCGACUCUCGCCAUCGCCACGUCGCAUCGCAUUCUGAGACACUGAAUUUUUUCUACCUGAUACACUUGCUGGCCUUGCUAGUCUGGAAUUUUCAACAAUUCUCUCUGCAUCCCAGACGCGAAUCUUUUCACACCGAUGGAGCGAGGAGUGACAUGUUUAUCCUGCUUCGGAAAGGGUUACUUGCCGCCUAUAUAGAAACCAGUGCUGCGGAGAUCCGCAUGCACAUCAACGACAACGAGCACCGCAUCCGUCUUCUGAAAUCAGAGUGCAUCACGCUUAGGAAAAAAAAUGAAGAACUUGGUCGAAAUCUCGCUUGUUUAUUAUCUCCUCCCGAUGCGACGCCCAACAACCGUUUUCCACCUGAAGUGCUAAGCGAAAUAUUCGGGAUGGCGUUAGACGGCGAAUCUUUCAAUGCGUCAGAUACAGAGAAGGGUCCUUGGGCGCUCAGCCAUGUAUGCCAUUCAUGGAGAUCUGCGGCAUGUGGUGAUUCUACGCUCUGGACGUCUUUCCUCAUCGGCGACAGCUCAGUCUGUGUUCCCUACUACUCGACAACCCCCUCGUCUAUGCCUAAACCUCGGAAAGAUCCUGUUUCUCUAUUAUCGACUGUGCUAUCUCGUUCGAAUCAACGCGAUAUCAGCGUUGCGUUCAAUAUCUCUAACAGCAAGGUCGAUAUCCAGACGAAGGCGACGAUAAAAACGCUCCUACGGAACAUCAUCGAGCACUCGACGCGGUGGAAGGAUAUCAGCUUCUGCAUGCCCUCUGAAUUAGUCCUCAUGCUGAAUGACGUGGAAGGCAACGUCCCUCAUCUGACGAAGCUACACGUCGCCUCAUCUCGUUCCUCCACCGUUCCUUUACCUUCAAUAACCGCUUUCAAGGCAGCGCCGGUCUUGAAGGAAGUUUCUUUCGAAGGAAUUGGUGUCCACAAGUUCGCAGGUCUGCAAUGGUCUCAGGUGACGUCCCUGACGGACAUUCAGGAGGGCACGGGUAGCUGCAGAACAUACACGGAUAUCUUAUUUUCGGCUCCUCAUCUUCGAACGUUGAUCUUCAAAUAUCGUUCCGAAGGUCCUCUCCUGCAGAGCCAGGAUCCCAUUUUCCACCCCGGCUUGCAGUCCCUCACCGUCUGUUCCAGCAUUUUCAUGGAGGAAGUGCAGCUUCCGCACUUGACGAGCUUGACGGUGAGGCCUCGAAUAGAAAAUUACAUCAUCAAUUAUUCCAUCAGCACGUUGAUCGCUUCGUCUGGAUGCUCGCUCCUAUUUCUGCAUGUGGACUUUCCUGUUAUAGACAUCGACUUUUUCGACAUCCUUCGUUCUACACCGGAGCUCACUCAUCUGAAACUUCAUUAUCCCCAGUGGCACUUCUCGAAUGACGAAGCUCUUAACGAUUUCGUGCUUGGUAUGGACGAAACACUUUUUGACACUCUGGAGUACGAACUUUUGCCUGUGCUGGAGUCGCUAGAGAUCACGAUACAGGCAGACGAGGAUCGGCUAUCCCUGUCUACGUUUACCUUCCUCAAUUCGUAUUUUCUUGACAUGGUUUUUGCGAGGUUGACGGUCGGCGCACUGCGGUCUAUGAAGUUUGAGGCUGAUACUGAAAGGUUGUUGGGGGAUCUUGCCUUCAACGAUAUUAUUCGGCUUAGAAAGAUGAAGGACGAGGGGGUCAAUAUAAGUAUUUGUACAACGUCGAGAGAGAGAUGUUAUGUCACUGGUCAUUGGGAUCCACGGUUUUUUCAGGAAGACCACCGUCGCGUUUACGUAUGA
Messenger RNA from Guyanagaster necrorhizus, 1848 nucleotides. RefSeq lists its product as uncharacterized. The coding region runs from base 1 to 1848 and encodes 615 amino acids. Lineage: Eukaryota; Fungi; Basidiomycota; Agaricomycetes; Agaricales; Physalacriaceae. The transcript has 2 exons. The record is from RefSeq and is a predicted model, not a curated record.